AUGGGAGGACGUAAAUACAAUCUCAAUGCUCGGACGAUAGCCACGCCCCUCGCGGCAUUCUGCAUGGCCACUCUCCUCUUCGUAUAUGCGCGCACAUCCAUCACAGCAGCGAAGCGCAAUGCGCAGAUGCACCGUGAGGCGGACGGAGGGCAGAUUAGCUGGCGCAAUGAGUCACUGCGGAGGCAUGGGGCGCUUGCGGCGCCAGAGUCAAAGAGUACUGUGAAGCAGCUGCUUGGGGAGAAGGCGGCGAAGGAGGGGGCCGAGGGGGAGAAGGUUGCGAGGUCUGACGAGGAGGAUAGGGUUAGAGCGGCGGCGAGGAGUAGUAGGGUGAGGAAGGAGUAG
This is a messenger RNA of Pseudogymnoascus verrucosus, 342 nucleotides long. RefSeq lists its product as uncharacterized. The record is from RefSeq and is a predicted model, not a curated record. The transcript is spliced from 3 exons. The coding region runs from base 1 to 342 and encodes 113 amino acids. Lineage: Eukaryota; Fungi; Ascomycota; Leotiomycetes; Thelebolales; Thelebolaceae.